AUAAUAUUUUUAUAUGUUGUAUUUAAAAUUAUAUUUCCCAUUUCAAUUGACAGAGGUAUAAUACAGACCCACACAAAACAAACUAAUACAAAAAAGGCUCACAAAUGGAUUCAACGAAUUAUUUGCUUAUUCGUAUAGUAUUUUGUAUACAAAUGCUACAAAUGGGAACGCCUGACAAUUUAUUCGCAACGAAUUCAAUGCUCGUCGACAGACUAUUACCUAAAUAUUACGACCCAUUAAUGCCACCGAAACUUGACGGAAAUCCAGUGAAGGUUGACGUGAAGAUAUCCAUACUUAACAUACGAUCAAUAAAGGAGACAGAAUUGUAUUGGUCCGACUAUAGGAUUCUGCCCCAGAAUCUGACACUUGAUUCACGAAUAGUAUUGGAUAACAAAUGGAGACAUAAAUUAUGGAUUCCUGACUCUUAUUUCAAGAAUGCAUUGAGUGGUCACGUGACUGACAUCAUAUUCCCGACCCUGUAUUUCGCGGUUCACAAUCAAACGGAGCUGUUUAUGGCAUCUAGGGUAUCCCUACAACUGAGCUGUGAUAUGGAUUUCGCCAAAUUCCCGCACGACACCCAGGAAUGCCAUAUAGACAUCAUGUCA
Oppiella nova is the source of this 605-nucleotide messenger RNA. The record is from the annotation of a GenBank genome assembly. Lineage: Eukaryota; Metazoa; Arthropoda; Arachnida; Sarcoptiformes; Oppiidae.